This is a messenger RNA of Theobroma cacao (cacao), 970 nucleotides long. RefSeq lists its product as uncharacterized. Lineage: Eukaryota; Viridiplantae; Streptophyta; Magnoliopsida; Malvales; Malvaceae. The record is from RefSeq and is a predicted model, not a curated record.
CUAUAAAAGGAUAAGGCGUGAAUAAAAUGAAACGAAUGAAAGUUCAGACCUCACACCAACCACACAUUUGAGCACUGUAGAGCUAUCCCAAGUCUUACCAAAAGGCUACAGCAGUGGUAUUGACAGUAAGGUCCAAACUCAGCAAGCCUCGACGAAAAUGAAGACGUCUACGCUCAGACUCCACAUCUACCCCGCUGCCCCAAGGCACACCAACCUCACCACCAAUUCCCCACUACUUUUCACCCCCUUCAAGCAGCCAUUACAUUUAUCACAUUCAAGAGUAACAACCAUCAUCUCAAGACAAAUUCUGGGAUAUCCUCGGAAAACCAGUGUGAUAAAGAAACCAGUGAUCUUACUCUCACCGGAAUGGGAAGAAACCCCCAAAAGAGAGCUUACUCAAGUUUCUUCAAUUGGUUAUUCACGGUUUGUGAUAGUGGGAGCUGUUUCUAUAGGUCUGGCGUUGCUCCUUAUGGGAGCGGAUGACCAAAAGGCUCUAGCCUUUGGUCCUGAAGGGCCAUUAAUGGAGGAGUUCUGGGACAAUGUGAGGAGAUACGCACUUUAUGCUCUCACAGUCAGCACAGGGGCUAUAUACACCAUCUUCCAGCCUAUUCUGGAGUUGUUGAAGAACCCCAUCUCUGCAAUUCUUAUCUUGGUGAUCAUAGGGGGCAGUAUCUACAUUGUUUCCCAAAUACUUUCAGCCAUGGUUGGAGUCACUGAUUUUUCCUAUAGCUAUGCCUAUUAAUAUGACAAUUUUCAGCUGAUGAUGUUUGUUUCUCUUUGAUCCUGCAAACUUUUACUUUCGUGCAAUUGUUCCAUUAGCACAACCUUAGUUUAUCCUUUCGAGAUUGCCUUGUCUUUUAGGUAGAUUUUUUUUUUCCCUGAAAGCAUGAAGAUGUUUCUAGGUUGAAUUAAUCCUAUCCGACUGUAGCAAAAUUUCUUUUAUCAGGAUAAUCCUACAUGUUCUUUUCCA